Molecule: messenger RNA, 1209 nt
Organism: Mangifera indica (mango)
Lineage: Eukaryota; Viridiplantae; Streptophyta; Magnoliopsida; Sapindales; Anacardiaceae
Exons: 6
Coding region: 166-963 (265 amino acids)
Molecular function (GO): calcium ion binding
Source: RefSeq, a predicted model, not a curated record
UUACAACAUAGGUUCUCAAUACUCAAGUCGUUGAGAAUUGGGUUAAGGGUAAAAUUGGAAUUUCAGUUUAAAAGGCGGGCGAAUGUAACCGUAAGGAAAACCUUCUGAACAAAAACCACCGCCAAGAAACCCUCUUUUCAAUUGUUGAAUCGAGCUGAUCCCGAAAUGGUUCGAGCCGAUCCAUCAGAUUCAGAAGCGGAAGAAAGUGACAAUUCAAGUUCAGAAGAAGAAAUCGAUGAGGCUAACUGCAAUGGGCAAAAACAGCCCGAAGUAUCGGAGUACGAGAAGCAGAGGCUAUCGAGAAUUGCUGAGAACAAAGCCAAACUGGAAGCCCUGGGACUCUCUAAAUUGGCAUCUUCUUUCAUGGGUUCACCUCAGAACUCCAAUAAGUGUAAAGGGAAACGCAAGGUCGUUGAAGACGAUGAGGAUUAUAUGCCUAAUGAUGAUGAUGAUGGUGAUAAUGAUAAUGAUGAUAAAGGUUCCAGAUCUAACAAAAGGAAGGUGAAGAGUAAAAGCCCAAGAUCUAAGAAAACUUCUCAGAAGCAAUUGAGUAGUGCAGAUUACAUUGAUGAAGAUACUGACUUGAUGCAGGCAAUUGCUCUUUCACUACAACAUUCUGCUGAAGUUCCAGGUUCUACUCUAAAUGAAAAAAAGGGAAAAGCCCACACUAAGGAAGAUGCAGGAAGGGGCAAGAGAAAAAAAUCGCAGUUCACAAGUCGGGUACAAAUGACUGAAGAUGAAUUGAUCUUACAUUUUUUUCAGUUUGAUGAAGCAGGAAGAGGUAGCAUAACUAAGAGAGAUUUACAAAGAGUAGCAGUUGCACAUGAUUUUUUGUGGACAGAUGAAGAGUUGGUUGAUAUGGUUCAUUUCUUUGAUAGUGAUGGAGAUGGGAAGCUAAAUCUUGAUGAUUUUUGGAGGAUCGUCAGCCGGUGCAAUAUGAUUAGAGCAUCUGAUAAUCCUUGAUGGAUUUAAGGUCACAAAAUCUAGUUGCAGUGUCCAUUUUCCACUCAUGGUAACUAGUGAUUAUGUUUUUAAUAAUACUAAAUAUAUAAACUUAUAUACAAGCCCACUCAUACAAAUUGGUACGUUCCAAUAUUGAUGGGUGAUUUUAAAUUAGGACUUUACUCAUUAGACGAGCUGAUGAGUCAAAUACAUCAAUUUGUAUAAUUAGUCUUAUAUUUCUAUGGAACUGUUGUUUUUGUUUCUUUA